UUGAUCUACAACUUGAUAACAAGACACCCGAAUAAUGAGAGGCGCCACUCAUGUGUUUGUUAUCACUUUGCUAAUCAAUAUCAACUAUUAACCUAGUCUUCCUCACAAUCAAAACCCCAAUAAUAUUGCAAUUUCUGCAAAACCAUUCUAGAACAAGAAUAGCUUUCUUAUCAAUACAAAUUCAAGUCCUUAAAAACCAUACAUGCUCAUAACCCUCAAAUUAUAGUUCACAUAGAAAGUUAAGUGCCCAACUCCCAACUCAAAAAAGCAAAGGAUCACAAUCAAAAUCAAUUGGAUUAUAUUUACAAGUUAAAAACUAAUCUCUCAAAGUGCCCAUAUAAACUUUCUAAUUGAAGUUGAAUCAGAAAACUAUCAAAUGAACGAAAAGCAAAGAUUGAAAAUUGUAUUGAAGAUUUGAUGGUGAAAUUGUUGUAAGAUUACUCUACAAGUCUGUUGUCUGUAGUCGAAUAAACAAUCCAAGGCCUUUUUUUAUGUAGUGGACUGUUGAGGAUUUCAUUCACCGACUAUCGCUUCUACUCGAUUGAAUAAAUCGUAUGCAAUUUACUUGUUUGGUCCGCAUGGAGGGUGUUUUUGUCAUUUGCCAGCUGUCAAUUGGUUCACCGCCAAACACCAGCAUCCAUAUAGCACCUUAUAAAUAUUCAUCUUCAUCCAUCUUUUCUCGCUCCAAUCAAGCGAAGAAAAAAAUGUCUGAACUAACAACCGCAGCAAGUCCGAGCAUACUACCGAUCUCCGACUCACCACCGGCUAUGGUUUCCGACGACGCUUCUUCGCUUCUCUCUACUCAAACAUUAGCAUUCUCCUCUGGAAACCCUAGAAUCGAAGAAACCCGUGGUGUCAUGCAUUUCUUUUCCAACGACGUCGAUUCUUCUUCUUCUGUUAAGAAACUCCCGGUUGGGAGAAAACCCCUUGUAUGUGUUCUGGGGGUUCCAAAUCACAUGACAUAUGCAGACUUUUGCCGGUUUUCUGGUUCUUUUAUUCAACAUAUGCUUGAAAUGAGAAUUGUCAGGAAUGAUGAAAUGGGGGAUAGGUAUAUUGUUCUUAUUAGAUUUGACAAUCAAGACUCAACGGAUGAAUUCUUCAAUCAUUUCAAUGGGAAAGUUUUUUCUUCCCUAGAGCCAGAGGCUUGUCAUGUGCUUUUUAUCAUUGAUGUGCAAUACACGGGUUCUAUUGAACAUAGACAAGCUUCUUUUGUGAAUUCAACGGAACAGCCAACAUGCCCAGUAUGUUUAGAGAGAUUGGAUCAAGAAACCAGUGGAAUUCUAACAACCAUCUGCAAUCAUUCCUUCCACUGUUCCUGCAUCUCAAAGUGGACAGAUUCAUCUUGUCCGGUUUGUCGAUAUUGCCAGCAGCAGUCUGAGAAGUCAACAUGUUUCAUUUGUCAAACCUCAGAGAAUCUGUGGAUUUGUGUUAUAUGCGGUUUUGUAGGUUGUGGAAGGUAUAAAGAGGAGCAUGCUUUUAUACAUUGGAAAGAAACACAGCACUGCUAUUCUCUGGACUUGGAAACCCGUCGUGUCUGGGAUUAUGUAGGUGACAAUUAUGUCCACCGUUUAAUACAGUCAAAAACUGAUGGGAAGCUGGUUGAGCUAAAUGUUCCAUGCUCACAUGAUACUGGUAUUAGUGAGGCUAUCUUAAGUAGUAAAGUUGAAGCUAUUGUGAAUGAAUAUAACGAACUUCUCUCCACACAGCUUGAGAAUCAAAAACUGUAUUUUGAAUCUUUGCUGCACGAGGUCAAAGAAGAAACUAAAAGAGAAGUAGCCAAAGCUGUGGACAAGGCUGUGAGUUUGAAAUUACAGAAAAUGCAAGCAAAAUUGGAUAGAAGCAUCCAAGAAAAGAAAUUUCUAAAUGAUAUCAAUGAAAAUCUUUCCAAAAACCAAGAAAUUUGGAAGGCGAAGAUACAGGAGGCUGAGAGAAGGGAGGAGAAAGCUUUGAGACUAAGGGAUGAUAAAAUACGAGAUCUAGAAGUACAGCUCAAAGAAUUGAUGUUACACCUUGAAGCAGGGCAAGCGGUGGAGCAACUAUCCAUUUCUGAUAAUGUGAAUGAUGGCAAUGAUUUAAAGGUAGGGAGUGAAUCCUCUGCCACUGGAAUCACCAAAUCUAAGAACCGGAAGAAGAGGGGAAAUAAGUAGUACAAUUGAGUCGAAAAGCUUGUCAUACUUGGGGAAGGUGAUUUCAGAGAGCAGUGAUUCGUAAAUAUAGAAAUUGGUGAACAAGAGUUUGUAAAUAUUGUUGCUUAUAAGUUGUAUUAAUAGUUUUUGGAGCAAAGGAGAAGCACAAGUCAAAAGUAAAAAAACAAAAAAAAAAAAAAAUUACAUUCUCCCUUGGAAAAUAAUUUUUUUUUUAUUUUUUUUAGAUACACUUUUUUAACAAAAAGAAAAAUAUUUGCUAUUAUCAACCGCAAGCAAAAAAGUUACUAUUUUGAUAAUUUGCUCUUAUGUCCGCUGUUAGUAACUGCAAACAUAAUUCUUACCUCAACUUUGGAUUGGAAAUACUUUUUUGAAAAUUAAUUUUCUACCAAGCAUAAUUUUUAAUUUUUUUAAUUAAAAACAUUUGCUUAUUUCAAAUAUUCUCUUAAUUUUCCUUCACAAGUUUAUACUUUUUAUUCUCCAAC
Amaranthus tricolor (Joseph's coat) is the source of this 2629-nucleotide messenger RNA. RefSeq names its product BRAP2 RING ZnF UBP domain-containing protein 2. The record is from RefSeq and is a predicted model, not a curated record. Gene Ontology annotation, cellular component: cytoplasm. Lineage: Eukaryota; Viridiplantae; Streptophyta; Magnoliopsida; Caryophyllales; Amaranthaceae. Gene Ontology annotation, biological process: protein ubiquitination; Ras protein signal transduction. The coding region runs from base 555 to 2147 and encodes 530 amino acids. The transcript is spliced from 14 exons. Gene Ontology annotation, molecular function: zinc ion binding; ubiquitin protein ligase activity.